Molecule: messenger RNA, 777 nt
Organism: Fusarium redolens
Lineage: Eukaryota; Fungi; Ascomycota; Sordariomycetes; Hypocreales; Nectriaceae
Exons: 1
Coding region: 1-777 (258 amino acids)
Source: RefSeq, a predicted model, not a curated record
AUGAGCAGCCUAGCCCUUGCCGCAAACCUCAAUUACGCGGAUAGCAUCCACGCUUUGAGCUUCGGCAAUGUCAAGACCGAAGGCGAGUCUGGUGGCGUCGUCUGGUUGAACGUUACCGGCUUUGCCGUGGACAAGCUUCCCCAUAUCCAACAGGACAUUGGCGUGCAAACAAUGGAUAACAUCGAGGCUCUCAAGACCAUUGCGGGCCUUGCAAGCGUUGCCGCUAAGCAGGCCAAGUGGGGAGACCUUGUGUACUUAUACAACGUCUUCGCCAUGAAUGGUCAUGCCCCUUACGCCGAUGCGUCUAGCUCUGAGAUGCAAGAAGGCCUGCUCUCUGCUGUCACCAAGCCAGACAAGUCAGGAGUCGACUCGGAGCUUAUUGCCCUGUACAUCAAGACAUCUUCUUCCCCCCUCCUGGUCAAGGCUUUCGAGGCUCUUCAUACCACUCCUGUCCCCUCUCGCACUCACAAGAGAUGGGAUAGCAUCUAUUGCGAUAGUGCCCACAAGGCUGUCGCCUCAGUUUGCCGCUCCUUGGUCGACAGCAUCCAUUUCAACGUUUCUGUUAAGUCAGGCGGCCCUCGAAACAUCUGCAAAGGUGGUUGCUGUAUCAGCUGGAGCGCCAAUGCGACCUUCCAGAUCGAAAACUUAUACCCUGCUGCCAAUUACUGUCUCAGCUACUGCCAUACCGCCAACAUUAGCUGUGAAGUGUAUGGAGUAGAGCUUAAAGGAACUAUUCUCGAUCAGUGCUUGAGUAACCGAGCCAACGGCUGCACCUAG